GGCUAGGUAUAUACGAAGUACUACUUUGAGCAUAUAGUAACAUGGCCAUAUUAGCAUAUUUUAUGCCAUUGGCAAGUUAUAUAGGACAGAUGAGAGAUCAAUUAUAAGGGUUAUAUAAAGAUUAUAAUUCUUGCAUUCCUUGAUCCUGCACAGCUACCAGCCCAAUGACCAACAAGAACCUUUUUCCUACGUCAAAACUGCCACAGCCACCCUUCCAUCUCUGGAAAGAAAAAUGUCCAAAGACAACCAGAAACAAGAAAAAUUAACUGCGGCAGCAAUAGAAGAGGCUCUUCAAGGCCGUUUCCCAUCAUUUGGCGACGUUUCCCCGUGUUACCAGUCCAGUGAAGGCUGUCACCACGACGUAUGGUUUGUGGGACGCAAUUUGAUUCUUCGCGGCUUGCCUCAGCCAGAUGAAGAAUCGGAACCAUCGUUGGAAAAAGACUCCGCAGUGAGUAAACUGCUUCGCCAACAUCUGAGCAAGCCCAAUUUGGUCCCCGAGGUCUUGGGGAGGGUGACAAUCGGAGACUGGAUUUGUAACGUCGAGGUCAGGGUACAUGGUACUUCUCUCGAGGAAACCUCGCCAACAGAGGCGACAGGAGACGACCUUGUUACUCUUCUACAAGACCUUGCGUCCGUUCCCAUUGAAGAGGCUCGGAUGGCCACCAAAUGCGGGGAGGAGAGGGAGGAGAGGCAAAAUCUAGAGGAACUCGUGCCCGAAGCAAUCGAAGCCUGGGGCGAGCUCAUGCACUGCAAAUACGUGGAAGAUGCAGAGACACUCGUAGAGAGUUUCUUGAGAUUCCAACUCUCCCAGCUGUCGACUUUGCAGGAGGAGGAGGAAUAUCGCCCAGUGCUUCUUCAUGGUGACAUUAGUACCGAACAUGUCUUGAUCGAUGAAGUUCAAGGCACCGUCAAUGGCAUCAUAGACUGGUCCGAUGCUAUGACUGGCGAUCCGUGCGUGGAUAUCUCGGGCCUGUCUCUCACAGUUGGGCGAGUCAAGGCGAUUCAUCUAAGCAAAAAGACGUCAUACUCGAGAUUGACGAUAGAGAGGGGACUCUUAUUCGCCAUGUGUCUGGUUAUUACCGACAUAAGAGGGACAGUUUGCGGAGACGAUGAAGGUCCGGAGGAGCUGCUCAAGAGAGAAUUUCGGCGGGCGUUUGAGGGCGCUGGGGUAGAUGAUGUGACAUUUUCGAAGUCAUUCUGUCGAAUGCAUAUAUGACAGAGCUUGCGGCAGUCUUCUUAUUAUGUGCCUCACCGGAGAUGUUCCUCAAUGUUAUACAUGUUCCUUCCGCGG
Messenger RNA from Xylona heveae TC161, 1291 nucleotides. RefSeq names its product kinase-like protein. The coding region runs from base 233 to 1216 and encodes 327 amino acids. The record is from RefSeq and is a predicted model, not a curated record. The transcript has a single exon. Lineage: Eukaryota; Fungi; Ascomycota; Xylonomycetes; Xylonales; Xylonaceae.